ACGUUAAAUUAUGUAAUGAAAAGUCAACGUAUUAGCCGGUUUUAGAUAAAUAUCACAAUAAGCGACUUUAUACAAACUAAACGGAAUAUUCUUGCAAGCGUCUACAGUCGUGCUGUCGGUAUUUACGACAUUUGCCUCUACUUUCCAGCUUGCAUUUCCCAACCAUUUGGUUGCUAGGUGUUUUAGCGUCCUAUCUGUGUACGGUUGCUAGCUAAUGGCUAGCGUUAGCUGACCAUUAGGUUAUGCAAACCCAUAAUGUUUGUCCAAAAUGGAUUUUCUAAGUUUCAGUGGCGGACGAACACGCUGAAAGCGCCUACCGUUGUACUCACCCAUUAAAUGCUGUCAGAAUAAGGUUCUGCAGAAUACUCGCUGGAAGUACAAACGUAAUUUAAUGAGAGAGGAGGUCUUUGCUGUCAGUAGGUGUUUUAAAGGUUUUGGGCACUCACAUGAGUUCUAAGGAGGCAGCCAAGAUGGGGUACAUCUUGGAAACGGAAGCCAAUCUUCUCGGGAUGAUCAAGGAGUAUCUGAAGUUUGAGGAAUUUGAAGAGACUGUUCACAGUUUUGACAAGGAGUGCAAGAGCAAAGGCAAGCUCGUCUUAAAGCCUCAAGAAAGUACUCACAGAGACUCAAAGACUCGCGUCAUUCAGAAAGACCUCCUUAGCUCUUUUGAUGAUGGAGACCACAAAGUAUUCUUUGAACUGUGGACAGACAAUAUUCCCUCUGAGGUAAAAGACAGAGACACAGAGGCCCAAAGCCUGGAGUUCUACCUUCACAUCCAUUUCACCAUCUACCCACUGAGGAGGCAUCCUGGUGGACAUGACCGAGCUGAGUUUGAGGAGAGGAUUUUCCACUUCAAGCAGUACCUGGAGACUCGGGGGGCAGCACUGAGCCAGACAACAAAGUUUCUGCCUUACUACGCCUUGCCUUUUGUUCCCAACCCCACUGUCCACCCCUCCUUCAAAGAUCUUUUCCAGGAUUCCUGGAUACCAGAGUUGAAGGAAAAGCUGGAGCAGUUUCUGUCAGUGGCCCUGAAGUCGUCCAACAGCCCAAAGCUGCUGAAUUUAUAUAAGGAAGGAGGAAGGAGUUCUAAAGACUGCGCAGAGGCCAUACAGCAAUUGCAGCUCCAACUGGUUGAAUCGGACCGCCGCAUCACUAGCUACGUGCGAAAGUUCAACAAGAUGCAGGCGGACUACCACAACCUGAUUGGAAUCACUGCUGAGCUGGUCGACUCAUUAGAGGCCACUGUCAGUGGGAAAAUGAUCUCCCCUGAGUACCUGCAGAGCGUGUGUGUUCGCCUGUUCAGCAGCAAGAUGAGGCAGAGCGUGGUGCAGAGCAGUGACUUCACCAGACCUGGCACUGGAUAUUACUCUAUGAGUCCCUAUGAUGAUGGCUAUGCCUCCUCGAUGCUACGAGCAUCCAUUGCACCGCAGAGAUCCAAGGAGGUGCCAAUGCUACCCUCAUUGGACUAUGAGAAGCUGAAGAAAGACCUGAUUGAAGGCCCAGACAGACUCAGGUCUCUGCUGCUACAAGCACUGCGCUGGAGACUGACUCGCUCGCUUCCUGGUGAACAGAGAGACACAGUGCUUCAGGCCUAUAUCAGUAACGACCUGCUGGAGCGCUACAGCACUAAACAGAAAACUGUGCUUCAUUUGAUGAGAUCCAAGAACGAGGUUGUCCGCCAAUACAUGGCUCGUCUCAUCAAUGCAUUCGCUUCCCUUGCAGAGGGCCGGGUCUACCUCUCCCAAAUCCCCGUUCUUCUGAAACUUCUGUCAGAGGCACUCAGGAAGGAGGAAAAAGACUCCCUGACUAGAGAGAAUGUGCUAGUGGCCCUGCAGAAACUCAGCCUCAGGAGGAGCCAGCAGACCGCCAUGAUAGCAGAUGAUCUGAUUGGCUGGCUGGUGGAUGAGCUGCAAGAUUCAGACUGCCUGAGUGACUACACCCUGGAGUACUCUGCAGCUCUGCUUAUGAACUUGUGUCUGCGUACAAAAGGAAAAAGGAAGUGUGCAGAUAACGCCAAACAUGUGCUGAAGGUUUUAACUGACCUCCUUGGACACGAGAACCACGAGAUUCGACCAUAUGUGAAUGGAGCCCUAUACAGUAUCCUGUGCAUUCCCUCUGUGAGACAGGAAGCCAGAGAGAUGAGUGUAGAGGAGAUUCUCCGCUGCUACAGCAAGGAGGAGAACCCAGACCUUAACAGACAGAUCAAGUUCAUCAUUAAACAGCUGAACUCAGCUGACGAAGAGGCGCCUGAGUCAGACGAUGAAGAAGAAGAGGACGACAAUGAUGAAGAUUUAAUGGAAGCAGACCUUGAUACAGAGGAAGUCCUCCAACCACAGCCCAGGGAACUGUCUGGAGAGAGUCUGCUCACAACUGAGUACCUGGGAAUUAUGACCAACAUGGCAAAAGUGAAAAAGAAGUCAACCCCUCUGCCGCAACCAAGUGUUGAUGAACCCCUACAACGGCCAGUCACCCCAAGUUCUCAUCGUAAUACUAACGCGGAUUAUCGAUCCGGCGGUCAGGGGGCUGAGGGUAGCAGCAGACAGAAGAGUGUGGAAGGAAGCCUGCCUCCUUCCCGACACAACUCCCGACCUCCUACACGCUCUGGCAGUCGCCCUAGCACUGCUGACUCCCUACGUCACAGCAUCGACUCAGAGUGUGGACGGUUGUCCCAGGAGUCAGAGUUAGACAGGCCGCAUGAAGAGCGAGCCAGAAAAGGACAUUCCCAGGAGGAACACAAUGGACACUCUGCCAGUGGUGAUGCUAUCCCUGCAUUUGCAAGCCAGCCCAAGAUUCCCCGUACACCUGACACAGCAGCCAGCCAGAACAGUGCACACCGGAGUCGAGGCCUGACCUUGGCACCCCAGUUUUCACAGUCGGAGCCACAGCAGAGCAGCCGGCCAGGCUCUGCGAGCUCCACGGGAGGAGGGGAACAACAAAGUGGAAGCAGCCAGUCAAAGAGGAGGUGAAGAAGGAGCUGUCACCAUGGAGUGGCACUAUCUCCACGGGAGCAUCAGGCUUCCUGUAACAUCAUCCCCGUCAGGUUGUGAUCAGGGUCAGGGCAACAGAGAUGAUCGUGGAUCAGCAGGAGGAGGGGCUUGAACAAUGAAAUGGAUUGUGGCUCUGCACCACCCGUCCCCUUAUGCAACAUGAUAUGAGGUCAGACAAUAGUCACAACCCCCAGGUGAUAUUUGGCACACCUCAAUAUGUGCAACAUCCUCCAGCCAUGUCAAAAUUCAUGUGGAACAAGAUGUAAGUCUAAUUCGGGAGUAAAGCUCUGAUUUGAGAGAAAAUAUUUGAUCAUCUUUCUGCCUACUGGCCUACUGGUUUUCUGACAUAAGCACAUUACCUGCCAUUUUCCUCACAUGCAUAGGGGUAAACGGAGUCCCAGGGGCACUUUUUUUGUUGAUAAAUCCUCAAUAUCUCUGCUUCAGUCUGAAGUCAAUUUCACUGCGUACUGUAUAUAUUGACCGUGGUGGAAACUAUCCCUCCACAUAAAUAAAUAAUUUGCUUUAAUGCAAAUAUAAAGCAUUAUCUCAUAUCAGAGUAGCUGUUCUUGUUUUAUUUAUGCUCCAGGAAAUGUUUACAAGACACAGGUCUUGACAUUAAUUGUCAGGCUAGUGCAUGUUUUUUUCCAAAAUAUUAGGAACUGCUUAUUGCUGUUAAUAUAAACUACCAUCCAUACAACUUGAAUAUAUGUGAACGUCUUAAAUCCAGCAUCAGUUGCAUUGUACAUUUGCACUGUUUUUCUUGUGUUAGGUGAUGUGCUGUAUAUUUAUGUUAAUUGCUACAUUUUUGUUGUAAUGCAUUUCGAUAGCAAUUGAUUUUGAUACUUUUAUUGGAUUUAAAUAAAUGUGUGAUGUGUCACCUG
Molecule: messenger RNA, 3868 nt
Organism: Micropterus salmoides (largemouth bass)
Lineage: Eukaryota; Metazoa; Chordata; Actinopteri; Centrarchiformes; Centrarchidae
Product: lisH domain-containing protein ARMC9
Exons: 26
Coding region: 447-2966 (839 amino acids)
Biological process (GO): cilium assembly
Cellular component (GO): ciliary basal body; ciliary tip; centriole
Molecular function (GO): protein binding
Source: RefSeq, a predicted model, not a curated record